AUGAAUGAGAAUCAGCGCAGCCGCCUUGAGCGUCUACCGAACGAGCUGAAGUCCAUCGUCGUCGUCUACCUUGGCGAUGCCCAGUCUACCAUGAACCCUGCUCUCACAGGACCCGAGUUCGACUCUCUUGUCACCAGCCGUGAGGUCACGAUCGCUACCACCAUGGUCAAGUCCUUCAUCGGAUCUGAGUUGAUGCCAAUUGCCUUGGCAAGAUACCACGCCGCGGCUACCAGUGAGCAAGACGCCCGAGAAGAAAGCAGCAAGUCACCUCUGUACGACCCGCAGCUCUUCUUCUCAUCCUUUCGCAACGGUCUUGCGGUCUCUCCCUCCGAUAGAGACAUUGUCAUGAUCACGGAAGUUCAGUUCACGCUGAAGACGGCUCGCAAGAUUCUGCAGUUGCACUCGGCCAUUAACUACUAUGCGCGGAGCUUGGCUUACCGAGCAAUGAAGUUCGAGCCGCGCUUGACCAAGAAACUUUUCCGCUGCGUACCUGAGGAGAUGAAGUCCCCCUCUGACAAGGAACUUACCCGCUUCUGCAAGGCCUUGUACAUUUUUCAGCUCAUCUCCGACCUAUUCCCCUUUGCCAGAGGCGGGGAGCUCUGGAACCAGUUUUGGUUGAACUUCUCGCCCUGGGAGAACCAGCAGCUUCGCUGCCUUCAGUUGCUGCUGGCUGACCAUGUGGACGACGUGAUAUGUGCCGACGAUGAGAAGCGUGAUGAACCUCAAUUCCCCAGAAACGAUGGGUACACGCUCACACGUUUCAUGAUCAACCGCGGACUCAUCGAGCUGAAGCGUCUCGAAAAAGACGGUGACGUCCAAGCAACACAGGAGGCUGUUGAUCGCUACGGACGCCAGCGUGCCAGAGGAUGCAAAGAGGAAGCAUGGCACAAGGGCGGCGACGCGCUGUGGCGCUACGACGUAGGACCUCAUGUCUCCCUCAAUGUCGAGCACAUCUUCUCAGCCUAUGCCGACGACGACUCUGGCCCACGGGACAUCUGGCUAUACACUCUGGCAAUGAUGCAUUCGGAGGACCCCAUGUUUCGGGACAGCGAUGAUCACAUGUUCCGCUGCGACCGUUGCACGUCAUACUGGGGCUUUGUCUUCUGGGACAGAGCGAAGCUAGACUGGCACACACAUCGCUGCUAUUUCCCCGAGACCAGCGAGAUGUUGGAGGGAAUUGCAGACCUGGCGGUUGGCCGAGCGCAAUUCCGCCGGUGGAACAGGGGACGGGAGGUGGCUGAAUGCAGAAGCGAUAUCCUUGACGGAUGUUGA
Anthostomella pinea is the source of this 1272-nucleotide messenger RNA. The record is from the annotation of a GenBank genome assembly. Lineage: Eukaryota; Fungi; Ascomycota; Sordariomycetes; Xylariales; Xylariaceae.